AUGCCUGUUCUUUGUGGGUGCUCAAAUUUUGAAAACUUGCCAGAGAGCCUAGGGAAUCUCAAAGGUCUCAAGGAGCUUGAUUUGAGUGGAACAUCUAUAAAAGAUCUGCCUUCAUCAAUUGAUGGUUUGACAACCCUUAUUUCAUUGACUCUUAUAGAUUGUAAGAAUCUUGUGUGUCUUCCUAGCACCAUUUGUAGUUUGAAUUCGCUUCAAUGCCUUGUUCUUUGUGGGUGCUCAAAUUUUGACAACUUGCCGGAGAACCUAGGGAAUCUCAAAGGUCUCAAUCGUCUUGAUUUGAGUGGAACAGGGAUAAAAGAACUGCCUUCAUCAACUGAUGGUUUGACAACCCUUACUUCAUUGUCUCUUAAAGAUUGUAAGAAUCUUGUGUGUCUUCCUAGCAUCAUUUGUAGUUUGAAUUCGCUUGAAUGCCUUGAUCUUUGUGGGUGCUCAAAUUUUGACAACUUGUCGGAGAACCUAGGGAAUCUCAAAGGUCUCAAUCGUCUUGAUUUGAGUGGAACAGGGAUAAAAGAGCUGCCUUCAUCAACUGAUGGUUUGACAACCCUUACUUCAUUGAUUCUUAAAGAUUGUAAGAAUCUUGUGUGUCUUCCUAGCACCAUUUGUAGUUUGAAUUCGCUUGAAUGCCUUGUUCUUUGUGGGUGCUCAAAUUUUGACAACUUGCCGGAGAACCUAGGGAAUCUCAAAGGUCUCAAUCGUCUUGAUUUGAGUGGAACAGGGAUAAAAGAGCUGCCUUCAUCAACUGAUGGUUUGACAACCCUUACUUCAUUGACUCUUAAAGAUUGUAAGAAUCUUGUAUCUCUUCCUAGCACCAUUUGUAAUUUGAAUUCACUUGGAAGGCUUGAUCUUUGUGGGUGCUCAAAUUUUGAUAACUUGCCGGAGAACCUUGGGAAUCUCAAAGGUCUCAAUUGUCUUGAUUUGAGGGGAACAUCUAUAAAAGAGCUGCUUUCAUCAAUUGAUGGUUUGAUAACCCUUACUUCAUUGAUUCUUAACGAUUGUAAGAGUCUUGUGUGUCUUCCUAGCACCAUUUGUAGUUUGAAUUCGCUUCAAUUCCCUAAUCUUCGUGGGUGCCCAAAUUUUGAAAACUUGCCGGAGAACCUAGGGAAUCUCAAAGAUCUCUAUCGUCUUGAUUUGAGUGGAACAUCUAUAAAAGAUCUGCCUUCAUCAAUUGAUGGUUUGACAACCCUUACUUCAUUGACUCUUAAAGAUUGUAAGAAUCUUGUGUCUCUUCCUAGCACCAUUUGUAAUUUGAAUUCACUUGAAGGGCUUGAUCUUUGUGGGUGCUCAAAUUUUGACAACUUGCCGGAGAACCUAGGGAAUUUCAAAGGUCUCAAGAACCUUCACUUGAAUGGAACAGCUAUAAAAGAGUUGCCUUCAUCAAUUGAUGGUUUGACAACCCUUACUUCAUUGACUCUUAAUGAUUGUAAGAAUCUUGUGUGUCUUCCUAGCACCAUUUGUAGUUUGAAUUCGCUUUUUUGGCUUGGUCUUUGUGGGUGCUCAAAUUUUGAUAACUUGUCAGAGAACCUAGGGAAUCUCAAAGGUCUAAAGGUGCUUGAUUUGACUGGAACAGCUAUAAAUGAGCUGCCUUCAUCAACUGAUGGUUUGACAACCCUUACUUCAUUGAUUCUUAAUGAUUGUAAGAAUCUUGUGUGUCUUCCUAGCUCCAUUUGUAAUUUGAAUUCACUUGGAAGGCUCAAUCUUUGUGGGUGCUCAAAUUUUGAUAACUUGCCAGAGAACCUUGGGAAUCUCAAAGGUCUCAAUCGUCUUGAUUUGAGGGGAACAUCUAUAAAAGAGCUGCCUUCAUCAAUUGAUGGUUUGACAACCCUUACUUCAUUGACUCUUAACGAUUUUAAGAAUCUUGUGAGUCUUCCUAGCACCAUUUGUAGUUUGAAUUCGCUUUUUCAGCUUGGUCUUUGUGGGUGCUCAAAUUUUGACCACUUGCCGGAAAACCUAGGGAAUCUCAAAGGUCUCAAGAAUCUUGUGUGUCUUCCUAGCACCAUUUGUAGUUUGAAUUCACUUGAAUGCCUCGGUCUUUGUGGGAGCUCAAAUUUUGACAACUUGCCGAAGAACCUUGGGAAUCUCAACAGUCUCAAUCGUCUUGAUUUGAGGGGAACAUCUAUAAAAGAGCUGCCUUCAUCAACUGAUGGUUUGACAACCCUUACUUCAUUGACUCUUAAUGAUUGUAAGAAUCUUGUGUGUCUUCCUAGGACCAUUUGUAGUUUGAAUUCACUUGUAUGGCUUGUUCUUCGUGGGUGCUCAAAUUUUGACAACUUGCCGAAGAACCUAGGGAAUCUCAAAGGUCUCAAGGUGCUUGAUUUGAGGGGAACAGCUAUAAAUGAGCUGCCUUCAUCAAUUGAUGGUUUGACAACCCUUACUUCAUUGAUUCUUAACGAUUGUAAGAAUCUUGUGUGUCUUCCUAGCACCAUUUGUAAUUUGAAUUCACUUGUGUGGCUUGUUCUUCGUGGGUGCUCAAAUUUUGACAACUUGCCGAAGAACCUAGGGAAUCUCAAAGGUCUCAAGGUGCUUGAUUUGAGUGGAACAGCUAUAAAUGAGCUGCCUUCAUCAAUUGAUGGUUUGACAACCCUUACUUCAUUGAUUCUUAACGAUUGUAAGAAUCUUGUGUGUCUUCCUAGCACCAUUUAUAGUUUGAAUUCGCUUGAAUGCCUCGGUCUUUGUGGGAGCUCUAAUUUUGACAACUUGCCAGAGAACCUUGGGAAUCUCAACGGUCUCAAUCGUCUUGAUUUGAGUGGAACAUCUAUAAAAGCGCUGCCUUCAUCAACUGAUGGUUUGACAACCCUUACUUCGUUGACUCUUAAUGAUUGUAAGAAUCUUAUGUGUCUUCCUAGCACCAUUUGUAGUUUGAAUUCACUUGUAUGGCUUGUACUUCGUGGGUGCUUAAAUUUUGACAACUUGCCGAAGAACCUAGGGAAUCUCAAAGGUCUCAAGGUGCUUGAUUUGAGUGGAACAGCUAUAAAUGAGCUGCCUUCAUCAAUUGAUGGUUUGACAACCCUUAUUUUAUUGAUUCUUAACGAUUGUAAGAAUCUUGUGUGUCUGCCUAGCACCAUUUGUAAUUUGAAAUCACUUGAAGGGCUCGAUCUUUGUGGGUGCUCAAAUUUUGAUAACUUGCCGGAGAACCUAUGGAAUCUCAAAGGUCUCAAGAACCUUCGCUUGAGUGGAACAGCUAUAAAAGAGCUGUCUUCAUCAAUUGAUGGUUUGACAACCCUUUCUUCAUUGGCUCUUAACGAUUGUAAGAAUCUUGUGUGUCUUCCUUGCACCAUUUGUAGUUUGAAUUCACUUGUAUGGCUUGUUCUUCGUGGGUGCUCAAAUUUUGACAACUUGCCGAAGAACCUAGGGAAUCUCAAAGGUCUCAAGGUGCUUGAUUUGAGUGGAACAGCUAUAAAUGAGCUGCCUUCAUCAAUUGAUGGUUUGACAACCCUUACUUCAUUGAUUCUUAACGAUUGUAAGAAUCUUGUGUGUCUUCCUAGCACCAUUUGUAAUUUGAAUUCACUUGUGUGGCUUGUUCUUCGUGGGUGCUCAAAUUUUGACAACUUGCCGAAGAACCUAGGGAAUCUCAAAGGUCUCAAGGUGCUUGAUUUGAGUGGAACAGCUAUAAAUGAGCUGCCUUCAUCAAUUGAUGCACCAUUUAUAGUUUGA
This is a messenger RNA of Quercus lobata, 3669 nucleotides long. Its product is annotated as protein SUPPRESSOR OF npr1-1, CONSTITUTIVE 1-like. NCBI's taxonomy places the organism in Eukaryota, Viridiplantae, Streptophyta, Magnoliopsida, Fagales, Fagaceae. The transcript is spliced from 3 exons. The coding region runs from base 1 to 3669 and encodes 1222 amino acids. The record is from RefSeq and is a predicted model, not a curated record.